Messenger RNA from Cervus elaphus (red deer), 3433 nucleotides. RefSeq names its product neurofilament medium chain (gene NEFM). Gene Ontology annotation, cellular component: postsynaptic intermediate filament cytoskeleton; intermediate filament; cytoplasm. The record is from RefSeq and is a predicted model, not a curated record. The transcript is spliced from 3 exons. Lineage: Eukaryota; Metazoa; Chordata; Mammalia; Artiodactyla; Cervidae. Gene Ontology annotation, molecular function: structural constituent of cytoskeleton. Bases 128 to 2941 code for a protein of 937 amino acids. Gene Ontology annotation, biological process: neurofilament bundle assembly.
CCCGCCUUCUCGGCCGCCGCCUCCACGGGGCGGGGCCCUGGCCCGGGGACCAGCCGCCGCGGCUAUAAAUGGGCUGCGGCGAGGCCAGCAGAACGCUGUGACAGCCACACGCCCCGAGGCCUCCAAGAUGAGCUACACGUUGGACUCGCUGGGCAACCCGUCCGCCUACCGGCGGGUGACCGAGACCCGCUCGAGCUUCAGCCGCAUCAGCGGCUCCCCGUCCAGCGGCUUCCGCUCGCAGUCGUGGUCCCGCGGCUCACCCAGCACCGUGUCUUCCUCCUACAAGCGCAGCGCGCUGGCCCCGCGCCUCGCCUACAGCUCCGCCAUGCUCAGCUCGGCCGAGAGCAGCCUCGACUUCAGCCAGUCCUCGUCUCUGCUUAACGGCGGUUCUGGGCCGGGCGGCGACUACAAGCUGUCCCGCUCCAACGAGAAGGAGCAGCUGCAGGGCCUGAACGACCGCUUCGCGGGCUACAUCGAGAAAGUCCACUACCUGGAGCAGCAGAACAAGGAGAUCGAGGCAGAGAUCCAGGCGCUGCGGCAGAAGCAGGCCUCGCACGCCCAGCUGGGCGACGCGUACGACCAGGAAAUCCGCGAGCUGCGCGCCACCCUGGAGAUGGUGAACCACGAGAAGGCGCAGGUACAGCUGGACUCGGACCACCUGGAAGAGGACAUCCACCGGCUCAAGGAGCGCUUCGAGGAGGAGGCACGGCUGCGCGACGACACGGAGGCGGCCAUCCGCGCGCUGCGCAAAGACAUCGAGGAGUCGUCGCUGGUCAAGGUGGAGCUGGACAAGAAGGUGCAGUCGCUGCAGGAUGAGGUGGCCUUCCUGCGGAGCAAUCACGAGGAGGAGGUGGCCGACCUGCUGGCCCAGAUCCAAGCGUCACACAUCACCGUGGAGCGCAAAGACUACCUGAAGACGGACAUCUCGACGGCGCUGAAAGAGAUCCGCUCCCAGCUCGAGUGUCACUCCGACCAGAACAUGCACCAGGCCGAAGAGUGGUUUAAGUGCCGCUACGCCAAGCUCACCGAGGCGGCCGAGCAGAACAAGGAAGCCAUCCGCUCCGCCAAGGAAGAGAUCGCCGAGUACCGGCGCCAACUGCAGUCCAAGAGCAUCGAGCUCGAGUCAGUGCGCGGCACCAAGGAGUCCCUGGAGCGGCAGCUCAGCGACAUUGAGGAGCGCCACAACCACGACCUUAGCAGCUACCAGGACACCAUCCAGCAGCUGGAAAAUGAGCUUCGGGGCACGAAGUGGGAAAUGGCUCGUCAUCUGCGAGAAUACCAAGAUCUCCUCAACGUCAAGAUGGCUCUGGAUAUUGAGAUUGCCGCGUACAGGAAACUCCUGGAGGGUGAAGAGACCAGAUUUAGCACAUUCGCAGGAAGCAUCACUGGGCCGCUGUAUACAUACCGACAGCCCUCCAUCGCCAUAUCCAGUAAGAUUCAGAAAACCAAGGUAGAGGCUCCCAAGCUAAAGGUACAACACAAAUUUGUUGAGGAGAUCAUAGAGGAAACCAAGGUGGAAGAUGAGAAAUCAGAAAUGGAAGAAGCCCUGACGGCCAUUACCGAGGAAUUGGCCGUUUCCAUGAAAGAGGAGGUCAAGGAAGAGGAGGCUGAACAAAAGGAGGAGAAAGAAGCGGCUGAAGAAGAAGUUGUCGCUGCCAAAAAGUCUCCAGUGAAAGCUGCUGCACCGGAACUUAAAGAAGAGGAAGCAGAAAAGGAGGAGGAAGAGGGCCAAGAGGAAGAGGAAGAGGAAGAGGAGGCCGCUAAGUCAGACCAAGCCGAGGAAGGAGGAUCUGAGAAGGAAGGUUCUAGUGAAAAAGAGGAGGAAGGAGAAACAGAGGCUGAGGGGGAAGGAGAGGAAGCCGCAGCCGAAGCUAAGGAGGAAAAGAAAACGGAGGAAAAGGCCGAAGAAGUGGCUGCAAAGGAGGAGCUGGUGGCAGAAGCCAAGGUGGAGAAGCCGGAGAAAGCCAAGUCCCCGGUGGCCAAGUCCCCAGCGGCAAAAUCCCCGCCGGCCAAGUCCCCAGAGGCAAAGUCCCCAGCGGCAAAAUCCCCGCCGGCCAAGUCCCCAGAGGCAAAGUCCCCAGCUGCAAAAUCCCCGCCGGCCAAGUCCCCAGAGGCAAAGUCCCCAGUGGCAAAAUCCCCACCAGCCAAGUCCCCAGAGGCAAAGUCCCCAGCGGCAAAAUCCCCGCCGGCCAAGUCCCCAGAGGCAAAGUCCCCAGCAGCAAAAUCCCCGCCGGCCAAGUCCCCAGCGGCAAAAUCACCCGUGGAGGAAGUGAAACCCAAAGCAGAAGCUGGAGCUGAGAAAGAACAGAAAGAGAAGGUGGAGGAAGAAAAGAAAGAAGAAGCCAAGGCAUCUCCCAAGGAAGAGAAGGUAGAGAAGAAGGAGGAGAAGCCAAAGGAUGUGCCAGAGAAGAAGGCUGAGUCCCCAGUGAAGGCGGAGUCCCCCGUGAAGGAGGAGGUGCCCGCCAAGCCCGUAAAGGUGAGCCCCGAGAAGGAAGCCAAAGAGGAGAAGCCACAGGAGAAGGAGAAGGAGAAAGUGGAAGAGGUGGGAGGGAAGGAGGAGGGAGGUUUGAAGGAAUCCAGGAAGGAAGACAUAGCCAUCAAUGGGGAGGUGGAGGGGAAGGAGGAAGAACAGGAAACUAAGGAGAAAGGCAGUGGGGGAGAAGAGGAGAAAGGAGUCGUCACCAACGGGCUCGACGUGAGCCCAGCGGAUGAAAAGAAGGGCGGUGAGAAAAGUGAGGAGAAAGUGAUGGUAACCAAAAUGGUAGAAAAAAUCACCAGUGAGGGGGGAGAUGGUGCUACCAAGUAUAUCACCAAAUCUGUAACCGUCACUCAAAAGGUCGAAGAGCAUGAAGAGACCUUUGAGGAGAAACUAGUGUCUACUAAAAAGGUAGAGAAAGUCACUUCACACGCCAUAGUAAAGGAAGUCACCCACAGUGACUAAUAUUUGAGUCCAUCGCAAAAGGUUAAGCCAUAUGACAAUUUCAAAAAUGCAUGUGAUUGACAGCUUCAAAACAGAACGGGUUCUCCCAUGGGGGCUCCAGACAUUGUAUUUUACUUUGUGCAAUAUGAGGGACCUGCAUGCAAGCUCAGGGUGCUCCCCACCCCCAGUCUUUGGGUGAUUCAAAUGCAUGAUAACUGUAUGUACCUGGGGAAUUGGCCAAUUUCCUAAGCUGUUGGAAGGGGGGCACUCGGGGAAUGUCUUGAGGUGUAUUAUGCAAAGAACCAACUGAGCCAAAAAUAAUAAAUGAAACACAGAACUCUCUUAGCCUUAAGAAAGCUAUAUAUGAAUAAUUAUGUUUACCUCACUGGUGCAUUUAAAAAGGACUUUUGUUCAUGGGAGAACCUCGUUGACAUGCACAGUUUGCAACUUUUAGUUGAUUGAUGUUAAAUGUCACAGCAGUACUUGCUCAAUAAAGGUCAUAUUGGAAACAUA